Molecule: messenger RNA, 1026 nt
Organism: Nerophis lumbriciformis (worm pipefish)
Lineage: Eukaryota; Metazoa; Chordata; Actinopteri; Syngnathiformes; Syngnathidae
Source: RefSeq, a predicted model, not a curated record
AUGACCAGUCUGCUGUGUAUCACUAUAUUCUCCUUGACCCUCGCUUGCAGUGCGUACAGUCAGCCGGCAGGCACUCCCAUGCCACAUUCAGUUAAGCUGUUCGCUGAACUGGGAGGCAACGUUACCUUGCCGUGCCGUCUCCCGCAUCAUAGCUCCAGUUUCUUCAACGUUGGCAUCCGAGUCAAAUGGACCAAGAUUGCUGAGGACGAGGCUCUAAAUGAGGACGUUUUGCUUUCCAUGGGCUUCCACAAGAAAACUUACGGGAGCUUCGAGGAUCGCGUCUUUCUGCAGGAGGACGAUAGCGAUGACGCUUCCUUGGUGAUAACUGACCUUUCCACGGAUGAUUCAGGAACGUACCGUUGCGAGAUCAUUAAUGGAAUGACAGAUUCCAUACAAGAGACUGCCUUGGAGGUGCAAAGUGAUAUGACUGAUGGUGUGGUGUUCCCCUACUCACCACCUAUUGGCCGCUACAGCUUCAACUUUGAAGAGGCUGUGCAGGCUUGUUUGGAUCAGGAUGCUGUGGUCGCCACCUUCGAAGACCUGUUCCAAGCCUGGAAGGCUGGCCUGGACUGGUGCAAUGCAGGCUGGCUGGACGACGGCACUGUGCAAUAUCCCAUAACAAAGCCCAGAGAACCCUGUGGUGGUGCCGAAAACGGUCCAGGCCUAAGAAGCUAUGGCAAACGUGACAAGUACCUGAGCCGCUUUGAUGUCUUUUGCUAUGCCACUCCAUUGAAGGGAAAUUUCUACUGGCUGACUCAGCCCGAAAGGCUCAACUUUGACGAGGCCGUCCAAGCUUGCCACGAUGACGGUGCUGAAAUUGCCAAGGUGGGGCACAUGUACGCCGCUUGGAAGCUGGAAGGCUACGAUCGUUGCGACGCCGGCUGGUUGGCCGACGGCAGCGUGCGCUACCCAAUCUCCAGACCCCGCAAGAACUGCAGCCCGACAGAGGCUGCGGUGCGUUUUGUUGGAUUUCCAGACAAGCAAGAACAGCUCUACGGCGUCUACUGCUUUAAGCCUGACGCUUGA